GUUUACUUCCCAAAAGGCUUAAAACGAAACUUGCUGUUUACACGCUUUCAUGGCAAAUUUCAAGUGAAAUCGUGUGCGGUGCUUUCUAAUUUUAAUUUUUUGAUUAAAAAAAGUUAAGUCUCCCCUCCGAAAAUGGCUGGUCGCGGUCGCGGAAAAUCCACUGGAACCCUCACCCAGGACCAGCUGCAGUCGAUGGGCGUGACGCGGAACGAGAUGCAGGCCGUUUCGGCGGCCGCCCCGCCACCGCUCUACCCAAUCCUACAAUCCAAGCCGGUUCCGCUGGAGUCGAAUCCCGACAGAGAUUACAAAAUUCUGUGGAAGGAGGACUUUAUCUCGUACCUGCGGGAAUCGGCCUAUUACACGACCGUCAAGAGUACCAAAGGACCGGUGGAACGUUACUCGGACAAAGUUAUUAACGUGAUCGAGAACGAUCCCAAGCGGAAACAGGAAGGGGACUUUAUCUGGGCCAUGAUGCCGGCAGAGCUGAAGCCGACGUUCAAGCGGACCAAAUCCGGCGCCAAGGGAGGGGCUAAACGACCGAAGGUGGUGGACAUUAACGCCAAGCUGAGUGCGCUGGAGCAGAAGGAAUCGUUCGCGGACGAUGUCGAUGUUAAAAAAGAAAAACCUAGCGACUCCGACGAGGAAAAGGACGAAGAGCUGGAGGAGGAAGUGGUCGACGAGGAGAUGGACGACGAGAAUGAUUACGGGAAUAAUUACUUUGAUAACGGGGAGGCGUACAACGAGGAAGACGAUAACCUGGACGAUGGGCCAGUUUAUUGAGAUGGGAGAUUCUAAUUUUGCCUAUUGUAAUUUAGUGUGAUUCUUCAAAAUAUAUGUUACAAAUAAAUUGCUUGAAAUGA
This is a messenger RNA of Culex pipiens pallens (northern house mosquito), 860 nucleotides long. RefSeq names its product DNA-directed RNA polymerase III subunit RPC7-like (gene Polr3G). The transcript is spliced from 3 exons. Bases 133 to 780 code for a protein of 215 amino acids. NCBI's taxonomy places the organism in Eukaryota, Metazoa, Arthropoda, Insecta, Diptera, Culicidae. Gene Ontology annotation, cellular component: RNA polymerase III complex. Gene Ontology annotation, biological process: transcription by RNA polymerase III. The record is from RefSeq and is a predicted model, not a curated record.